Penicillium vulpinum is the source of this 1044-nucleotide messenger RNA. RefSeq names its product adenosine deaminase family protein. Bases 1 to 1044 code for a protein of 347 amino acids. Gene Ontology annotation, biological process: hypoxanthine salvage; adenine catabolic process. The transcript has a single exon. Gene Ontology annotation, molecular function: adenine deaminase activity. Gene Ontology annotation, cellular component: cytosol. NCBI's taxonomy places the organism in Eukaryota, Fungi, Ascomycota, Eurotiomycetes, Eurotiales, Aspergillaceae. The record is from RefSeq and is a predicted model, not a curated record.
AUGUUCAUAUCGAAGGCACGCUUACACCCUCUUUGCGCUGGGACCUGGCCCACCGCAACAACGUACCCCCUCCCAUACGCCACCUUCGAAGAAUUGCAAGCCUCCUACGCAGUAACCCUCAACCACCGCCCCGAGCUAAAUGGUCGCCAACCAGGCAUCCCAACCUUCCUAGAAGCAUAUUUUGCCGGGUGCGAAGUUCUGCGCACAGAAACCGAUUUCUAUGAUCUAGCCAUGGCGUAUCUGCGCCGCUGUGCAGAUAUGAACGUGCGCUACACCGAGCCCUUCUUCGACAUCCAGGCGCACACACGCCGCGGCGUCCCCGCAGCCGCCGUUAUGGACGGGUAUCUGCGCGCGAAACACGACGCCGUCGCACAGCUUGGUGUGCAUUCGCGCUGGAUUCUGUGCUUCUUGCGCGACGAGCCCGUGGAGCAGGGCCUUGAUGCUUACCGUGAGGCUCGGCCGUGGGCUGCUGGGACCGUCGAUGGCGGGAAGGGGCUGUUCCAUGCUGUUGGGUUAGCGAGUAAUGCGUACGAGAGGCCGCCUAUGCUUUUUGAGGAGGGGUUUGCGCUGGCGCGUGCAGAUGGACUGCAUGUUACUAUGCAUUGUGAUUUUGGGCAGAAGGAUACGCGGGAACACGUUACUGAGGCUAUUUUUGAUGUUUGUGGCGGGAAGGGAGCGGAGAGGAUUGAUCAUGGGUUGGAUGCGGAGGAUUCUGAGGAGUUGUGGAAGGGACUGGUGGAUAGGGGGAUUGGGUUGACUUUGUGUCCGCAUGCUUAUCAUCGGAGGACGGCGACUGAGGUUUUGUUUCCGAAGAUUCGGAGGUUGGUGGAGAGGGGGGUGAAGAUUUGUAUUAAUAGUGAUGAUCCGACUUUGAUGCAUGAUGUUUGGAUUGAUGGGAAUUUGCAGAAGGUUUAUAGCUAUUGUGGGUUUACUCGGGGGGGGAUGGUGCAGCUUGCGAGGAAUGCGGUGGAUAUGUGUUGGGCUGAGGAGGAUGUCAAAAUGGCUAUCUAUAAAGAACUAGAUAGUAUUGAUAUUUGUGAAUAA